CAUCCCAAGCUACUCCAAUUCGUUCACUGUUUAACACAUUAAUUAUCGCGUUUUGCUUAAUUAGUUCUUUCAACAUGGCCAAAGGAAAUUCUCCCCUUGAGAGACCUAGGGCUAGCUUUGCUUCACUCGAUCAAAAAUUGGCCUUAGCUAAGCGCUGUUCUCAUGAGGGUGUAGUAGCUGGAGCAAAGGCAGCAGUUGUUGCCAGUGUUGCCUCUGCCAUUCCAACUCUGGCUACUGUGAGGAUGCUGCCUUGGGCAAGAGCCAAUCUCAAUCACACUGCUCAAGCUCUCAUCAUUUCCACAGUGACGGCUGCAGCAUAUUUCAUAGUUGCUGACAAGACUGUUUUAGCAACUGCAAGGAAGAACUCAUUCAAGCAACCCUCCAAUUCUGAAGCAUAAAUCCAAAUGAAUUAAUAGCAUAUAUGGAUAUUGUAUUCGAUUAUGGCACAUUAUCCAAAUGCCAAUCCAUCACGUUGGUGUUAUUUAUCUAAUAAAUAAAGAGACAUGUUCAUAUUUUUAUAUUUAUGAACCA
Molecule: messenger RNA, 531 nt
Organism: Cajanus cajan (pigeon pea)
Lineage: Eukaryota; Viridiplantae; Streptophyta; Magnoliopsida; Fabales; Fabaceae
Product: early nodulin-93
Source: RefSeq, a predicted model, not a curated record